AUGCCAACUCAUGCAUCGGAUCCUCCCGCUAGCCCUCACCAAAUUGAUCUAGGUCAAACUGGUGUCGCGUGUCCUGCACCCUUGACGCCACCUCUAGAAGGCCAUGGCAACCAUCAAACAGGGCAUGGUUUCGCCCAGCAGAGAUCUAUGGGCGGCGAUGGGGUCAGUCGACAGUCUAUGAGCGACAACACCGCGACAGGCAUGUCGUUGCUUCAAGAGGAGAGCCUGUACAAUCCACCGGAGAGCUUCCAGGGAGAUCCGCCGACCGAGCCUUCAGCAGAGCUGAAAGAAGGUGACGUUUUACUUGACGAGGGUGUUGCUAAGGUAAACGGAGUAUCGCAAACGGAAACAUACGAGACCGCGUGCAUGAUUGAUCUGGCGGAGGCCAACCCGAAGGGCCCUGUGUCAAGCAAGACAUCAGCCGCCCGAGACAUGCAGACCAUAAUGAAGGACAGCGACUUGGGCACCCUAUCACCACCCUCAGAAGUCCGUACAGAGGACAGGAAAAGGGGAUUCUCGGGCACCCCAGGCCAGGCUGGGAUCCCUUCGAUUGAUCAAGAGCUGGACUGGUCCAGCGAGGAGAAGGAAUGGGACUGUUCGCGCCGGCGGCUUCGUCCACAAUAUCCAUCGGCCACGUUCCAACCAUAUGCCAAGUUCAAAGGAACACAACAAUCAGACCGCCAGGUAUACAAUGUUGAAGUCACCAUCCUGACUGUCGACAUAGAACAAGCGAGCAUGUCGGGCUACCUGCAGAUCUGCGGGCUCACUCCCGACCACCCGACCUUGACCACGUUCUUCACGGGAGAAAUCAUCGGCGGACCCAACCAGAAAUACAGCUUCAGGACGAGAGACCCGGCAUGGGGUGCCAGUGACAAGACAGACUUGAUCCACUGGGCCCGGUUCCCUGCCUGGCGGCCACUGAGCCCUCAUGCGAAACGCAACAUCAAUUUCGUGUACCCGCUCAACCACGAGGAUUGGUGGCAGCAGGAGCACAUCUUCAUGAGAUGGAAGGAACAUUUUCUGGUCCCGGACUACAAGCUGAAGAGCAUCCAAGGGGCCAGCUUCGAGGGGUUUUACUAUAUAUGUUUUAAUCAAGUGGAGGGACGAGUGAGUGGGAUCUAUUUCCACUCCAAAAGCGAGAAGUGA
This is a messenger RNA of Capronia coronata CBS 617.96, 1146 nucleotides long. RefSeq lists its product as uncharacterized. The transcript has a single exon. Gene Ontology annotation, biological process: proteasome-mediated ubiquitin-dependent protein catabolic process; protein catabolic process in the vacuole; protein targeting to vacuole. Gene Ontology annotation, cellular component: GID complex; extrinsic component of membrane. The coding region runs from base 1 to 1146 and encodes 381 amino acids. The record is from RefSeq and is a predicted model, not a curated record. Lineage: Eukaryota; Fungi; Ascomycota; Eurotiomycetes; Chaetothyriales; Herpotrichiellaceae.